Molecule: messenger RNA, 2677 nt
Organism: Orbicella faveolata
Lineage: Eukaryota; Metazoa; Cnidaria; Anthozoa; Scleractinia; Merulinidae
Product: prolyl 3-hydroxylase 1-like
Biological process (GO): collagen metabolic process
Molecular function (GO): oxidoreductase activity, acting on paired donors, with incorporation or reduction of molecular oxygen; L-ascorbic acid binding; iron ion binding
Source: RefSeq, a predicted model, not a curated record
UAUGUCACAGUACAUGUGAAUCCCUCAGAUUUGAUCCGUAGAGUCUUCGGUAAAUUAGUCUAUGUCAAGAUUUUUCAUGCUGUAAUCUGUCGCGCCAUUUUACCCAUCUUUCCAAAUGUCAACUACAGCGAAGUCUUCGCUACAUUUGCAUUAAUUGCUGAUAGAUCUUGUGUCCAUAGAACAAAACACGUCUGGUUUUGUCGGUCGAUUGUUCAGUCGAUUGUUCAUUUCUUCACCGUGAACGACAGCAAAGCAAAAGCAGAUCGGAGUUGUGAAGGCACCGGAAUGUCCGGGAGGCUAAUCUUCUGGCUCACUUUGGGCGGAUUUUCGGUUUCAUUUCUUAGUGCAGACUUCUUGGACAGACUAAAUGUUACUCGAGUGAAAUCUGCGGCGUACGAUGAGUUGUUUGCGGACGGAGUUCGAGCGUACAGCUCUGAGAAAUGGAGCGAAACUGUUGAACUGUUGGAGAAAGCAAUUGCUGACUACAAUCACGAAAGAGAAGUUAAACUUCAUUGUAGAUUGCAUUGUCGAGACAGAUACAAAGCUUCCUCAGUGUAUAAUGUCAUCAGCGACUUAGAGCUGGAUUAUUAUCGUUACACUAUUUAUUCUCACAAGUGCACUCAGCAGUGCAGAGAAAAAUAUCUGGGAAAAAGAACAAAAGUUUCAGCCGCGGUUCGGAGUGACUUCGAGAUAAGAGUUCCUUAUGGCUACCUACAGUUUGCCUACUAUAAGGUAGGUAGAACCACAGAUGCUGCUAGAGCUGCUUAUACAUGCACGGAAGCCCAACCACAGGAUCAAACCAUGGCGGACAAUGUCAAGGUCUACAGGAAAAUGUCGGGGGUUGCAGAAGCUGGGAUUUACUCUUUGGAGCCAACUCUUCACCAAGAGAGUUACUUUAAUGCAGCCAGAUUAUAUGAAGAGGAAUUGUGGGGUGAAGCAAUUCUGGGAUUUGAGGAGGCCUUGAAAGAGUAUUACACUGCUUAUGAAAAUUGCAAGCUUAUGUGUGAGGAAGAACGUGAAAAGAACAAGAUUUUGAGCAGGUCUGGCUUGUUUGGUGUUCAUGUUGAUGUGCUGGAAUGUCGCACACAAUGCCCUGAUAAACUGCGGAGAGUCAAGGGGAUUUAUGUGAGGAAUUAUCUUGCAAGACAUUAUAACUAUCUUCAGAUGGCUUACUUUAAAGAGGGAAGGCUAUGGGAAGCUGCUGGAUGUGCUACAACCUAUCUGUUGUUAGAUCCUGACGACGAUACAAUGAUUGACAACUUGAGGUACUUUAAACAGGAGCUGGGGCAUCAAAGUGUGAAGAUAACAGCUAGAAAGGCAGCAAUUCAGUAUUUCAAGGAAACUACAAUAGAAAGGAAGUUGUUGCAGAUGGCCAAUGUUUACAUGGAAGAGGCAGAUUUUGAUGAUAGUGACACAUGGUUUCAUGAUGGGAAGGGCGAUGAGCCAAUUGAACAGCAAGUUAAUGUUGAGGACCUGGUGGAAGGUGAAGAGGACUACACCAUUGAGAAGCUCUGGGGUUUAGGACCUCUCAAGAAAGAGCCACUGGUGGAAAACCCACAAGAUGUUGUUAACCUUGAUCAAUACAAGAAGACUGCAAAACUUGGAGAUGGAUAUGAUGACAGAAACUCCAGGGAAAAGCCAUUUUCUUUUACUGAGAAAGAAACAUUUUCUGGCGUCAACAUCCUGACUGCUUCAGAGGCGGCUCUAAACAAGAAAGUACCAAUAGAAGAAGCGGAACUUUACUUCAACUUGAGUGAUAAAGUCAGACAGUUUACUGAAGAUUACUUUCAACUGGACACACCGCUGUACUUCUCUUAUUCUCACUUAGUGUGUAGAACCUCGCUCCUUGAUCCCAAUGGACCUGACCCAGGUUUCCACUUGAGCCACCCAAUUCACUCGGACAACUGUAUACUGAACAUUGAUGGACUGGGCACUUGCCCAAAGAGGUCACCAGCUUACACGUGGAGAGACUUCAGUGCUCUGCUAUAUCUGAAUGGUGAUUUCAAAGGAGGAGAAUUCCUGUUUGCUAACCCUGAUGACUCAAUUCAGGCUAAAGUGAAACCAGAAUGCGGACGAGCCGUGGCUUUCUCAGCUGGACUGGAGAAUCUUCACGGUGUUGCUGGCGUAUUGGGGGGACGCAGAUGUGCUCUGGCGUUAUGGUUCACUUUAAGACAAAAACACGACGAGCAACAACGAAAGGUUGCCUGGAAAACUCUGCAAAAGGCCAAGGAACUCAAGCGGUUGGAGAAAUCACCACUUUUUACACCAGAAGUCGCUUCUCACGUUGAACUUUAGCAAAGGCUUUCUUUCUUUACUCGGUGGAACAAGUUCGGUUUUUGGCAAAUCUUCGUUGAACCGCUCGAGCGUGUCCGAAUCUUUUUAUCCAAUCAAAAUAUAGGGCGAGUACUCACGAGUAUUCCGAUGUUGUUGCUGAGCAAUAGAUGUUACGAAAACGAGUCGGAGUUUCGCUGUCAACUGUUAGUUGUUCCCCCGACGGUCUUUUUAAUUGUACUUCAGAUGUUUAAAAAUCCUUGCUGGAAGGAACUUUGUUAUUAUAUUUUAGGAAGUUAAUGUAAUGCUAUGGUCAUUGUCGACUUGGUCGUGUUGCAACAGUUUUCAUAGUGGUUAUAGUGGGCAUAGGAUGAAGAGGAAGUAAAAAGCGGGAAAUGAGCAAAUG